Molecule: messenger RNA, 1485 nt
Organism: Gymnogyps californianus (California condor)
Lineage: Eukaryota; Metazoa; Chordata; Aves; Accipitriformes; Cathartidae
Gene: REEP4
Product: receptor accessory protein 4
Exons: 7
Coding region: 22-894 (290 amino acids)
Biological process (GO): endoplasmic reticulum tubular network organization
Cellular component (GO): endoplasmic reticulum tubular network; cytoplasmic microtubule; endoplasmic reticulum membrane
Molecular function (GO): microtubule binding
Source: RefSeq, a predicted model, not a curated record
CCUGGCUUUUCCGGGGCCAGCAUGGUGCUGGAGGGGCUCAAGGCCAAGCUGCGGCGCUGGAGCAGGCAGCUCUGCUACUCGCUGCUGCUGUUGCUUUAUGCGGGGUGGCCUGCGUGCCUCACACCCCCCCUUUGUUACAGGCUGGUCUUCGGGAUGCUGUACCCUGCCUACGCUUCCUACAAGGCUGUGAAGGCCAAAAACAUCCGGGAAUACGUCCGCUGGAUGAUGUACUGGAUCGUCUUUGCGCUUUUCAUGGCCACGGAGACCUUCACCGACCUGCUCAUCUCCUGGUUUCCCUUCUACUAUGAGAUUAAGAUGGCCUUCGUCAUCUGGCUGCUCUCCCCCUACACCCGGGGGGCCAGCCUGCUCUACCGCAAAUUUGUGCACCCCACGCUGUCCCGCAAGGAGAAGGAGAUUGAUGCGUACAUCAUCCAUGCCAGGGAGCGCAGCUACGAGACGAUGGUGCGCUUGGGCAAGAGGGGCCUCAACGUGGCAGCCACGGCCGCGGUCCAGGCAGCUGCCAAGAGCCAGGGCGCGCUGGCCGGGCGGCUCCGCAGCUUCAGCAUGCAGGACCUGCGCUCCAUCCCCGACGAGGCCCCCGUGCACUACCGGGACCCCCUGUACCUGGAGGAGCAGGAGAGCCGCAGGCAGCUGCUGGCCUACAGCACGCCCUCGGCCAGCCAGCAGUAUGAGAGCGAGACGGAGGACGAGGAGCUCUGGUCGGACUCGCAGGUCUCGCCCGAGCCUUCGCCCCGCAGCCGGGACCCCAAGCCCCUCUCCCGCAGCCAGAGCCUGUGCACGACGAAGAAGAAGACGCCGGGCAAAGAGGGCUCUUCCCGGCUCUUGCACAGCCGGACCAGGAAGAAAGCGGCUCCGCCGGAGCAGGACAGCUAACGGCCUCGGGGAAACCCUCUGCCAGGAGUCUUAACACGAGUUUGCUGCUGCAGCACCAGGAGGGAGCCACGGUUCAUGCGUCCCCGGCCCCGGGGAGGGGGGCUCCCCCCUGCAUUACACUGUAAAUACCUCCUCUGACCUCUGCGCUGUGCACCUCCGGCUGCCUCGCGGAGGGGAGGGCAGCUCGGGCCCCCACGCUGCUCCCGGCUGUGCCCCUUCCCAGACCCCGCUGCUGCGGAUCGGUGCCAGCACCUCUCCCGUGGGGUCCGGCCCCCCGCCUCUCCUCCCACCCCAUGAACACUAGGGGCUCUGCUGGGCACCCCCCUUCUCCUGCUGCCGUGAUGCCUUACUCCCCACAUCCCCUCUCCCCUGGGAGCUAGCGAGGGGACAUGCCUUGUCCCAUCUGUCCUCUGAAGCCAAAGACACGGCCCCUGGCCACGGCCCCCCCACAGCUACAGGCUGACACCCCCAUACUUGAAACCAGGGCACCGGUGCCUGACCGUGCCCUGCCCGGCACCAUGUGGCUUUUAACUUCUCCCCUCCCACACAGGGGGUUUUGUAUGUGGAAAAAUAAAUGUUAUUUCAGACUUU